AUCCCGCCAAAAUGUCACCGACCGCAAUUGGUAAAAUCUUCAAAAUCAGAAGACAUACUCCGCUAGAAGAUACUAGUAGUGGUAGAAUAGUUGUACUUCUCAAAAUAACACCAUGGGGACUCAUUCCAUGGAUUCGGCAACCAAAAAGCUGAGUAACCCAAACCCUAGAAAUCCCAAAAACGUGCAUCACAUCGGAGGAAUCCCAGUUGAAUUUCCAUACCAACCGUACGGAUCUCAGCUCGCAUUCAUGGGUAGAGUCAUCUCAACACUGGAUCGAGCACAGAGAGACGGUCACUGUCACGCGUUGCUCGAAUCUCCCACCGGUACCGGAAAAUCACUCUCUCUCCUUUGCUCUGCGCUCGCUUGGCAACAGAACCACAAACGCUCCAACAAUCUUUCUCACUCAAAGCCUGCUCCUGAGGCCUUCACCGAUCCUCUUGCUUAUGGGGGCGGUUUUGUUCCUGAGACAGAGUCUUUAGCUUCAGGAACUCAAGAGCCAGCUCCAUCAAAGUCAAACGGCAAGAAUCAGAAGAAAAAGAUGAUACCUACCAUUUUGUAUGCAUCGAGGACACACUCACAAAUUGCUCAGGUGAUCAGGGAAUACAAGAAAACAGCCUAUCGGGUACCAAUGGCAGUUUUGGCAUCACGGAAACAUUACUGUACAAACACACAUUUACGUGGGGGAGAUAAUAUUGACGAGCAAUGUAAGCUGCUUCUGAAGAACCCGGAAGUAGGAUGCUCAGAAUUCAAAAAUGUGCAUAAAGUCAAAGGUCAUCCAUCUCUUCAGAAAGGAGGAUGCCAUGAGGCUCAUGAUAUUGAAGAUCUUGUGAAAGUUGGGCAAGUUGUGAAAGGUUGUUCAUAUUUUGCCGCACUUUCUAUGGAAGAUGAUGCACAAUUAGUUUUCUGCCCCUACAGCUAUAUCAUGAAUCCAGUCAUUAGGAGAGCCAUGGAUGUAGAUAUCAAUGGGGCCAUUGUUAUUCUUGAUGAAGCACACAAUAUAGAGGACAUGGCUCGUGAUGCAGGUAGUAUGGAUCUUGAGGAAGAUGUUUUGCUUCAAUUGCAGACAGAACUCGGGCAACUAAGUCUUUUUGAUGCCAUGAUUUACCAACCUUUAUAUGAAAUGACUCAGGACAUCAUGAGUUGGAUUGGAAGGAGGAAAAAUACCUUAGAAAAGCGUGGAUUUCAGCAUUACUUCUCAUGUUGGACCGGUGAUAAAGCUUUAAAAGAGCUGCAAGAAGCUAACAUUUCACAGCAGUGCUUCCCAAUCUUGCAAGAAUGUGCGACAAAGGCGAUCAAAGUUGCUUCAGAUGCAGAGCUGGAUGUAGCACAUUUAAGUGGCAUGUCAGUAACAACAUUGGAAGGGUUGUUCUCUUCGCUUAAUUACUUCUUCUCGGGAAAUGGACUUCAUAUUUUUGAUUAUCAGCUUGUAUUACAACGUUGUGUUAAAAGCGGUGCUGGAAAUGCUGCUGGGGGCUGGACACAUACUCUUAGUUUAUGGUGCUUGAAUCCAGCAAUUGUCUUCAGAGGUGUUGCAGAUCUUUCUUUGUCUGUGAUUCUAACAUCUGGGACUCUAUCACCAAUGAACUCAUUUUCAUCUGAACUUGGGGUUCAGUUUGGAACUUGUCUUGAAGCUCCACAUGUAAUAGAUGUUGAAUCACAGCUGUGGGCUGCCAUAAUCUCCACUGCUCCAGGCAAUUAUCCAUUAAAUGCUAGUUACAAGACAGCCGAUGGGUUUUCUUUCCAGGAUGCACUUGGCACAUCUUUAGAAGAAAUAUGCAAGAUAGUUCCAGGUGGCUGUCUAGUAUUCUUUCCCAGCUAUAAGCUGAUGGAGAAACUAUGCAGUCGUUGGCAUGAAACAGGUCAAUGGUCUCGAUUAAAUGCUCGAAAAUCCCUUUUUGUUGAACCAAGAGGAGGAAACCAGGAUGAGUUUGAGGCUGUUUUGAAGGGUUAUUAUGAUUCAAUUCGUCAAGGCAAUAAACUUGCUAAUGGGAGAAAGAGAGGGGUUAAGAAAAUGGAUCUUAACAAGCUCAAUGCAACGCAGUGCACAGAAAUUUCUAAGAAGGAAGGGGCUGCAUUUCUUGCAGUUUGCCGUGGAAAGGUUUCAGAAGGAAUUGACUUCUCUGAUGAAAAUGCUCGAGUUGUGAUAAUUGUUGGCAUUCCCUUCCCCAACAUACAUGAUAUUCAAGUUGCACAAAAGAAGAAAUACAAUGACAUGUAUAAAUCAUCCAAAAACCUUUUAAGCGGGAAUGAGUGGUACUGUCAUCAAGCCUUUCGAGCUCUUAAUCAGGCAGCAGGCCGUUGUAUAAGGCAUAGGCUUGAUUAUGGAGCCAUCAUCUUCUUAGAUGAGCGGUUUUGUGAAGAAAGGAAUACAACAUACAUUUCAAAGUGGCUAAGGAAAUCCAUCCGACAGUAUGACAAUUUUGAGAAGUCAUUAGAGGGACUAAGUUCCUUUUUUAGAGGUGUCAAGGAACGGCUUGCCAAAGGGACUGCUGGUGUUUUACAAAAUUCUGACAUUUAUAUGAAAAAUAUUCCCAUGGAUCAAAGCAAGGUGUUCGCAAGAAAGAAAAGUCAGAGAGUGAACAAGUCUAAUCAGUGUGGGAGAGAAGUAAUAUCAACCUGUGUGAUGGAAACUGAAAAAACUCAGCAUGAUGAUGAAGUUCAAGCAUUGAUGUUGACUAAUGAGAAGGAUAUUAAAAGUUGCAGAGAGUACAUUGAUGUAGAGUUUGGUACUGAGGAAGACUCCAGGUGCACUAGGGAGAUCCCCUUGGACUUGUCUCCUGACGAUCCUGAAAUAUCCGUAGUCAAGGAAACCCCUGGUAUAGAUGGCAGUAUUGCUGUAUUUAGUCCAGGAUCGUUCUCCAGGGGUGGGAACUCUGGUUCAACCAUAGUCGAGGCUUCUGCUGAGUUUCCUGAUAAGUUGUUAUUAUCUUCAUUUUCUUUACCAAAUUCAAGCACUUCUAAAUCAGCACAUUCCAUGGUGGUCACUCCUGAAAGAAAUGCCACUGCAAGGACAAACAAUUUAACACCUGAAGCAGAAUCAUUUUUAAAUUUGAGUGUUAAUUCUCAUGCCCGGAAAAGGAGAAUGCCUUUGGAAUCACCAUUAAUUGACCUUGUCCAAGAAGAACAAGAUGUUCCUGAUGCUGAAACUUCUGGCCAUGCUAGUUUCAUGGCAAGCUCCAUGACAAAUAGAGAUGCUAAUCACAGAAUUGAAUUUGGUUGUGAGACUAAUUUUGUGGAAAACAUAUCCAAGAAGCCCACUGUUCCUCAAUCGCUCAUAUCGAAUUAUUAUGGUUCAUCAUGUGUGCCUUCUGGUCAUGUUAUGGACAAGAGACUACAAAUAUUUUGCUCAUUUUGCAGAAACCCAUUGGGCCUUCCGGAGAACCAUUAUUAUGUUACAUGCUCGUUAACUUCAUCAUCAAAAGUUCACUUGACAUCUCUUCUGACAGGGUCGCUAGAACCUCUAGCCAUGAAUAAUUCAACAAGUAUAUCUGUUGUGAUAUCUGAUACAAGAUCAGUCGAUCACCGACUCUGUAACAGAAAUCCUGUAGGUGUCCCAGGACAAGGAAUUUGGUGCCAAGAAGAUGGGUGUGUAUUUAGUACUAUUUUCUGUCCCUUUUGCAGUAGUCCCUCUAAUUGUCUUGGUGUACGGGUCAUGGCAACUGAUGCAUCAAAUGUCCAGUUCCUCAACAAGGUACUGUUUUAUUUUGAUCGUUUGGAAAUUAAGAAUCUUGAAGCGUCAAAGGGCAGGGAUUUAUUGCCAUUUAGUGUCUCAGAAGUUGGUGAAAGUGCAGUCCUGAGUUCCAUUGAGAAAUUCUCAUACUCACCAAAAAAGCAUGACUUGGGAGGGUGGAGGACUACAAAAUCCAAGAUGCGACUACCAAAGAGAGGCUUGAAUUCUACCUGAUAGGAUCGAUACAGAACAUAGAGUAGAGUAUUAUGGAUAUCUGGUUACAUGUGAUAUUCAAUUUAUUGGAUCGUCCACUUAUCUGGACUGAGUAUGCCGAAAAUGAUUGAAAGUGAUUUUUGAUUCAGCUCCUCUGUUGGGUAUUCACAAGGCUUUCAAGAGGGAAUUAUGGCCAUUUAUUAUGGAGUAUGUUAAUCCAGCACUGCUGAUCUCUGUCGAAUGUGAAGCAUAAUCACAAUUUCCUGGAGUGGCAAUUCAUGUAUUCUCCUGUAGCCUAAUGAAAAUUUUGCAGUCUGCAAUCUGUAUCUCUAUCCCCUAGACUCUAGCCUGGUGAGUUAUUGAUUGACUGACCUUUUAGUCUGCUGCUUUGAUGGUCGUCUGAACUGGAAACAGUCUGCCUGUGGGAGCAUUUCUCGCAAAAUCUCUAGUAUGAUGAGGGAUUUUAGUUGUUCUGGGCCAUGAGAGUUUCUCCGCAGUUGGAUUGCACAUUUAUGGUAUCCCAGUUUGUUCUACUGCCAAUGUAUUAUAACGUAUUAAAAGGUUAUCUACUUGGAAAUUAAAUAUGUAUAUUUUGACGUAUUCAAGUAAUAUUCGUCCUUGAAUAAAUAAAUAAAUAAAAACACUGUUUCUUCAAUUUGUUGUAAUGAAAAUGUGGCGCAGGCAUUUCUUUGUUA
This is a messenger RNA of Cornus florida, 4578 nucleotides long. RefSeq lists its product as uncharacterized. Gene Ontology annotation, cellular component: nucleus. Bases 113 to 3904 code for a protein of 1263 amino acids. NCBI's taxonomy places the organism in Eukaryota, Viridiplantae, Streptophyta, Magnoliopsida, Cornales, Cornaceae. The transcript is spliced from 28 exons. The record is from RefSeq and is a predicted model, not a curated record. Gene Ontology annotation, biological process: nucleotide-excision repair; double-strand break repair involved in meiotic recombination. Gene Ontology annotation, molecular function: ATP binding; DNA helicase activity; hydrolase activity, acting on acid anhydrides, in phosphorus-containing anhydrides.